CGAAAUCGGAGCAACGCAAUUUGUGCUGCUGAAGUCGGCGGACGAAACUGUCCUGCAGGUAUCGCGUGGAUGGCGACCGUGGCAACGGCGACGGCCACGGAGGCUUCGGAGGCGGCCUCGGCGACAGUCUCGGCGACAGGCGAAGGUUUGGUGGACAUCUCAGUGUCGCUGGUCUCAGGAAAGUCUGUGGUUUUGCACAUGCCGUGGGACUCCAAGGCCAGUGCCGUGAAACAGGAUGCAGCUGAGAAGCUGGGCUUCGGGGGUGAAGACGUCGAGCUGGUUCUGGGCGGACACCCCGUGCGGGAUGAUCUGAGCGCAUUGGAGCUCAGCAAGGCCUUAGUGAAGCUGGUGGUUUUGUCCAGUGGUCAAAUUGCCUUUGCCAACAAGUUCAGAAUCGCUGUCGUCAGCGGCAGUACGUUGAAAGAAUGCCUGGCGUUGGAUCUGGGCCAGACGCAGCGCAGGUCUCCAUAUGUGGUCAGUUGGAAUCCCGUGAACAUCACCAUGUUGGCUGUGCGGGCGAAGAAUCUGGCGUGGAUUUAUGAUAUCUCCACCGGUCAAGAGCCCUGGAGCCGAAAAUUUCAACAAGUUGCAGGCGUCGAGACGUCGGACUUUCAGUGGACAGCGGAUGGACGAAAGUUGAUCUUUGCGAGUUCUAGAGAAGUGAUCAUUUGCGACAUUGCUUCUGGCACCGAAGAGAUUCUAACGCAAGAGUCCGAUGUCUUUGGUCUCUCGCUGCACCCUGAUAACGUGCUUUUGGCCAUUGCCAGAAUUGAUGGCAUCUCUUUGUUUGACCUGGUUCAAGGACAAGAGAAGGACAAUUGGCAUGUCGAACAACCUGCAGCGCAUCUCAAGUGGGAUCCCAGUGGAGGUUUCCUGGCCUCGGCAGAGAUCAACGCAUCUCUGCGGAUUUUAUCUCUGGAAGGGGAGUUGAAAUGGAAGCUACGUCAAAGUGAUGCAGCACAUCAGAUGGGAAUGCAAGACUCCCUUACUGGCCUUGCCUGGAGCCCGUGCGAGCCGUUACUCGCCUUCUCUUCCAGCAUGGGCUCCUCAUUUCAAGUCUUCAAUGCUGCAACAGGUAAAGUCGCCUGGAAGUCCGCGGCUUUGGGGCCCUUUGCGGACUUUGCCUGGAACUACAAUGGUUUGAAGUUGGCCGCCGCAAGUCCUCGGGGUGCAAUCCAUGUCUUCAGCGUGCAAGGUGACCUGUUGAAGUCUCUUGAGUUGACGGGUCCAGUGACCUCAUUGACUUGGUCCUCUGCCUGAGACACGUUUGGAGACGCGUCUCAGGCGCUCCAAAGGCGCUUGGCACCAGCUUUAUGCUGAACGAGAUCGCCACUGAGAUGAAUUUUUUGGGGCCCUUGAAAUGUCAACUGCUUGGACGUUGGAUUCGCCGUUAAAAAUUCCUGCCAUGAGUCCUGGAAGAUUCCACAUAGAGGGUCCUUUUGUUGAUUUUUGUUGGCAUUUGCCCC
This is a messenger RNA of Cladocopium goreaui, 1466 nucleotides long. Lineage: Eukaryota; Dinophyceae; Suessiales; Symbiodiniaceae. The record is from the annotation of a GenBank genome assembly.